Acipenser ruthenus (sterlet) is the source of this 3315-nucleotide messenger RNA. RefSeq names its product synaptotagmin-9-like. Gene Ontology annotation, biological process: regulation of dopamine secretion; regulation of calcium ion-dependent exocytosis; cellular response to calcium ion. Bases 381 to 1925 code for a protein of 514 amino acids. Gene Ontology annotation, molecular function: SNARE binding; phosphatidylserine binding; calcium ion binding. The record is from RefSeq and is a predicted model, not a curated record. The transcript is spliced from 7 exons. Lineage: Eukaryota; Metazoa; Chordata; Actinopteri; Acipenseriformes; Acipenseridae. Gene Ontology annotation, cellular component: dense core granule; membrane.
GUGAGCCAUUCAUGCAGACUCUGCGCGAGCGUCAGUUCAGCACUUGCUUCAGCGAACAGCGCACUACUGUAGUGCCGAAUUAUUCUAGACUCGUGGCAUGCAACCAGUGGUCUUGUAGUAUUAUUUGUUUUGUUUUGUUCGGGAUCGCUUUUGGGGUUUGUCAAUCACAAGUUUGACCAGUCGAGAAAGACUAGUCUUAGACUUCCAAUAAAGAUUGAACUGGAUGGUGUUUGCAUCAGCUACGAGGGGGGCGUUUGUACUGUAAUGAAGCGUGCUUUGUGCUGACCAGCUGCACUGUGUACCGUGGAUCGGUGUCUAAGGGUAUCGAGUGGUGUGGUGCUGCCUGAGAGUCCCUCCAUUCAGAAGGAUGCUGGUGGGAAAUGCCUGGAGACAGAGAGGACGAGAUUUGUCAAAAGGCGCUGCAGCUCUUAUCGGAUCUCUGUUCUAAAGGGGAGGUGCAAAACGACAGCUGCCAGGAUUUCAUAAAUCAUAUCCGUUAUCGCUCCAUACCCCGAUAUACAGAUUCAGAUGUGUCAGUGAGCUUGCUCUCUCUGGUUGUGACGGCCUGUGGACUAGCUCUCUUUGGUGUGUCUCUUUUUGUCUCUUGGAAGCUGUGUUGGAUCCCAUGGCGUGAACGUGGUAUUUCCUCUGCAAACAAAGAGAGUCAGCCCGAGCAGCCCACAUACACCGAUGUGGAGGUCAACGACAAUGAAUAUGGCCAGGAUUAUGUGAAGGAAGCCACUGUCGUUCCAGAGUCUGCCAUGAAGAUCAGCCACACCUCCCCUGACAUUCCGCUUGAAGCCCAGUCAGUGGUGAAAGAGAACUGCUUCCACAAUGUACGAAUGCAGAGGCAGAUUACUGAACCAACAUCUUCUGUUAGGCACAACUCAAUACGGAGGCAGCUGAAUCUCUCCAACCCGGAUUUCAGUAUCCAGCAAUUUCAAAAGCAGGAUUCCCUCACUGGGCUUGGGCGGAUUAAACCUGAGCUUUAUAAACAAAGAUCUGUGGAUACAGAUGACGGAAAGAGAAAUAAUAGCAAAACUUGUGGAAAGCUCAAUUUCAUUCUUAAAUUUGACUGUGACUUGGAACAGCUGAUUGUUAAAAUCCACAAAGCAGUCGAUCUGCCAGCCAAAGAUUUCUCCGGCACAUCAGACCCCUAUGUGAAGAUCUACUUACUACCUGAUCGCAAAACCAAACACCAGACUAAAGUGCACAGGAAAACUCUGCACCCUGUGUUUGAUGAGGUGUUCUUAUUCCCUGUGGCGUACAAUGAGCUAUCCUCUAGAAAGCUGCACUUCAGUGUGUAUGACUUCGAUAGAUUCUCCAGGCACGACAUGAUUGGACAAGUAGCAGUGGACAACUUUUUAGAUUUGGUGGAUUUUCCAAGAGAAACAAAUCUCUGGAGGGACAUUCAAUAUGUCACCACGGAUAAUGUGGAUCUUGGAGACCUUAUGUUUUCUCUGUGUUAUCUUCCAACUGCUGGCAGAUUGACUAUUACUAUGAUAAAAGCUAGAAACCUGAAAGCCAUGGACAUCACUGGUGCAUCGGAUCCCUAUGUAAAGGUUUCUUUAAUGUGUGAAGGAAGGAGAUUAAAGAAAAGGAAAACAUCUACAAAAAGAAACACAUUAAACCCUGUCUACAAUGAAUCCAUAGUCUUUGAUGUUCCUCCUGAAAAUAUUGACCAAAUUAGCCUUUUAAUAGCCGUCAUGGACUAUGACCGUGUAGGUCACAAUGAAGUCAUUGGUGUGUGUCGAGUGGGUAACGGUGCUGAGAGCCUUGGACGGGACCACUGGAAUGAAAUGCUGACAUAUCCUAGAAAACCUAUAGCUCACUGGCACCCACUGACCGAGUGGGUUGGACAAGCAACUACAGGUGGAAGCCAGGGGGGAUCCUGUAAUUCUCUUAAAACCCCUCCCUCGCCAUGAAGGAGCGGGCGAGUCACGGUCUGGGGUGAUAGACAAAGGGAAAAGCAAACAAGAGCCGAGAUGCAGAGAAGCUACUGCAUGGGAUAUGGUUUUUUGUGGUAGUGUGUACACCGAGAUAAUUUGAACCCCAGUAUCUCUGUGUUUGUUUCCCUCACAUGGGGAUGUUUUCUUCUGUUGCAUGCUGAGUGGCCAUUCAUUUUAUACUCUUAUAAAAACUAUAUGUGUUACAUUUAAGAGGCAUUACAGUUGACUGUGUUUUUUAAAUAGUCCUAGUAUAUGUUUUAAAACGACUGUCUAUAUCACACAUAAUAUCAUCUAUAUGGGUUUCUUUUAAUAUAGUGCAUGGUUUCUUACUGUGGGGUGUUAACUGUUUCUGUUAAUGUUUUGAGAGAAUAAAAAUGUGAAACUACUACCGAAUAUAAACGUGAGGGAAACAUACUGUGGUUUAUUCUACAAUGUAUCUACUAGUAUCUACAAUGUUCUUUAACACAUUUGUAUGAUUGUAUUUCCUCAUAUACACAUUUGUAUGAUUGUAUUUCCUCAUAUACACAUUUGUAUGAUUGUAUUUCCUCAUAUACACAUUUGUAUGAUUGUAUUUCCUCAUAUACACAUUUGUAUUUCCUCAUAUAUUCAGUUUAUAACCUGGAGCUUUGUGUUGUGUGUUCUUUAUUGUGGUUUAGACUGGUUACUUUUCAGAAAUAGUAUUAUUAGCAGUAUUUUUUGGUAACACUUUAGUUUAGAGAUCACUUUAGUUUUAUAUAUGUAUCAAAUUAUAAUGUGUAUUACAACAAAUAUAACACGUUAUAGCAAAAAUCCCCAAAUUAUAUUGUCAUUUAUUAUUUCUAAUCAAAAUAUGCACUUAUUGGCACAAAAUGAACAACAUGCUUAUAGAUUGUAUGGAGCUGCUUAUAAGAGUUCCCUGAACUAGAGUGCUACCAUAUUUUUUAGCAAAGUAAAUACUGUUACAGCAGCAGCUUGGAGGAGUCUUUUACAGUAUAUAUAGCUUCUCUCUCUCACACAUUGAGGGUUCCUGUUGAAGUGGAAGUGAGAGGUGAUGGGAAUAUAUUAAAAUGUAUUGUGAACGCACACAUUGUUACUGAUACAUGACACAACAGGAAUUACCUGCUAAAUAAUUCACAAAUGCUUGACCGAAAUGGAGUUCUUAAAACCAAGCCAUGAUAACAGUGAUUCCACAUUCUAAAUUUAUACCUGAAUCUAAUGCUGAUAAGGAGAAUUGUUUUCUUUUAGUCAGUCACUUUUAAUUUAUUUAUUUUUUUGUCAUUAAGCUCCCUGAUGUUACUUUAUUUCUGAAUUCACCUCAAAUGCUGUAGCAUUAACUACCAUCCGCUUUUAUACAAUGACCGGUGAGCUGGUAAAUCUACAUAUAUAC